AUGCAAACUCCACGCGAGUCCCGGGACAAUGUCCAACCAUCGUCCAUCACUUCAUCUCGAGGCAACUCUGUCGGUGAUCUGAAAAGUGAUCCGAAAGGUGAAGCCAACAGUGAACCAGGCCAACACCCUAAAGACGACCAGGUCAUCAUCACACCCGUCCCAGCCUCUGGCACGGACGACAAAGCUGUCACAGAAGGGCUCUUCACUUCAACUACGAAUGGCACAGCCGUUGACAAGCAGGACGCGCGCGUCUCGUCCAACACUGACGGGGCCGACGCCUCCACCGUCGACACCUUCUACCGGCCCGACCCCUACGACUUUGGCCGACACCGCCGUGACAAUGUCUCCAAGAAACAGAUGAAGAUUGAGCAUCCCAAGGGUAACAAGAGGAAGCUCUCAAAGUUCUACACCCGCCAGAACGAGCUCAUCGACCAGUUCCUGGGCGCCGAAGAUGAAGAGAGGCAGCAGGUCGACGAGGAUGCGCGGAUGGGCCCCAAGAUCAAGUUCGCCGUCAACGCAUCCUUCACCGUCAACUUCUGCCUCUUUGUCAUUCAGCUCUAUGCCGCCGUCUCAACCGGGUCUCUAUCGCUGUUUGCCACUGCAGCCGAUGCUUUCAUGGACCUCGUCUCAUCCUUUGUAAUGCUCAUCACGUCGAGAUUGGCAGCCAGGCCAAGCGUUUACAAGUACCCGGUGGGGUGA
Messenger RNA from Colletotrichum aenigma, 699 nucleotides. RefSeq names its product Metal tolerance protein 7 (gene MTP7-1). Gene Ontology annotation, cellular component: membrane. NCBI's taxonomy places the organism in Eukaryota, Fungi, Ascomycota, Sordariomycetes, Glomerellales, Glomerellaceae. Gene Ontology annotation, molecular function: monoatomic cation transmembrane transporter activity. The transcript has 5 exons. The record is from RefSeq and is a predicted model, not a curated record. Bases 1 to 699 code for a protein of 232 amino acids. Gene Ontology annotation, biological process: transmembrane transport; monoatomic cation transport.